AUGCUUGUUGAAGGCAGAGUUGUCAAAAGUCUUACAAGUGGCCUUAUUCUAAGUCCAGAAAUUCCUCAAUCAGAUUCUUAUUUUAUACACAGUCCUACAGUGACAGGAAACAUGCCAACUCAAUCCCUCUUAGUAUAUAUGGAUGGGCCGGAAGUUAUUGGCAAUUCUCUUGGCAGCCAGAUGGAGCUAGAUGAUGCCAUGUCAAUAAAAGGGACAGCCGCUGUUCCUUUCAGAGCCACACAAGAAAAGAACAUCAUCCAAAUCGAAGGCUACACGCCCUUGGACUGCAUGUUCUGCAGCCAGACCUUCACCCACUCUGAGGACCUCAAUAAGCACGUCCUGCUGCAGCACCGGCCCAUCCUCUGUGAGCCUGCAGUUCUGCGUGUUGAAGCAGAGUAUCUCAGUCCUCUUGAUAAAAGUCAGGUGCGAGCAGAACUCCCCAAGGAUAAAAGUGGCAAAGAAAAUGAAGACUUGAGCUGUGAAGUGUGUGGGCAGACAUUCAGAGUAGCUUUCGACGUGGAGAUCCACAUGAAAAAACACAAGGACUCUUUCACCUACGGGUGUCACGUGUGCGGACGGAGGUUCAAGGAGCCCUGGUUUCUGAAGAACCACAUGCGAACGCACAAUGGCAAGUCGGGGGCCAAGAGCAAGCUGCAGCAGGGCUUGGAGAGCCCGGCCACCAUCAACGAGGUUGUCCAGGACCAAGCCGCUGAGAGCAUCUCCUCUCCUUACAAAAUCUGCAUGGUUUGUGGCUUCCUAUUUCCAAAUAAAGAAAGUCUAAUUGAUCACAGGAAGAUGCACACCAAAGACACAGCUUCCGGUGGCAACAGUCCCCAAGCAGACUCUGAGCAGGCAGGGAUGCCAGCCCCGGGAGAUGAGUUCCUACAGUUCCUAAACCUGAGACCCAAAGCUCACCCUGAAACUGCAAAGCAGCCCGCCAGAUGGAUACCUCAGCUUGACCCAUUCACCACCUACCAGGCCUGGCAGUUGGCCACCAAGGGCAAAGUCGCGGUCUGCCGGGAGGUGAAGGAGCAGCCCGGGCAGGAAGGGAGCACCGACAAUGAUGAUUCUGACAAAGAAGAGCUUGGAGAAAUUUGGAAUGUGAGUAAAAGCCACCCCGAAGGUUCUGGAAAGUCCAGAACCAAUAAGAGUGGUUGUACAGGCCUCGCUCAAGAUAAGGAGAAGCCUAGACACGCCAAUGGUGAAGUGCCUUCUGGGGACGCGGACCCCAAGUUGCCCAGUAAGAGUGAGAAGCCCACGCACUGCUCCGAGUGUGGCAAGGCGUUCAGAACCUACCACCAGCUGGUCCUGCACUCAAGAGUCCACAAGAAGGACCGGAGGGCGGACGCCGAGUCUCCGACCAUGUCUGCGGAUGGCAGGCAGCCGAGGACAUGUUCUCCGGACCUAGCUGUCACCCUGGAGGAAAAUGGAGCCACCGAUCGAGAAGGUGGCUCUGAAGAUGGAUCUGAGGACGGGCUUCCCGAAGGCCUCCAUUUGGAUAAAAAUGACGAUGGAGGCAAAAUAAAGCAUCUGACAUCCUCAAGAGAAUGUAGUUAUUGUGGAAAGUUCUUCCGUUCAAAUUAUUACCUCAAUAUUCAUCUCAGAACGCAUACAGGUGAAAAACCAUACAAAUGUGAAUUUUGUGACUAUGCUGCAGCCCAGAAGACCUCUCUGCGGUAUCACUUGGAGAGACAUCACAAAGACAAGCAGGUUGACGUUGCCGCCGAGGUCAAGAGCGAUGGGAAAAACCAGGAGACGGAAGAUGCACUACUCACCGCCGACAGUGCGCAAACCAAAAAUUUGAAAAGAUUUUUCGAUGGUGCCAAAGAUGUGAAAGGCAGCUCACCUGCCAAGCAACUUAAGGGGAUGGCCCCUGCCUUUCAGAAUGUUCUGGGCAGUGCUGUCCUCUCGCCAGUACACAAAGAUACUCAGGAUUUCAAUAAAAAUGCAACUGGAGAUAGUGCUGAUACAACAAGCAGAAACUCUGCCCCUGCUUAUUUGGACAUGUUAAAGAAGAGACCAGCCACAGAACCUCAGGCCAGUAGCCUUGGCCGCAGAACAGAAGUGGGCAUCCUGCCUCAUCCUCACCCAGACGCCCCUGCUGCCUGGAAGGCCGAAGUCGGCCUCAAAGAGAAGGUGGCAGAGGUGGCACCCGAUGGCAGAGUGAAGCCUGGCAUGGACUGUCAAGAAAAACCUUUAAAUCUAUCCCUCGCGCUUCACAGCUGCCCAGCAAUUUCUUUGAGCAAGAGUUUAAUCCCAAGUAUCACCUGCCCAUUUUGUACCUUUAAGACCUUUUAUCCAGAAGUUUUAAUGAUGCACCAGAGAUUGGAGCAUAAAUACAAUCCCGACGUUCACAAAAACUGUAGAAACAAGUCUUGGCUUAGAAACAGGCGCACUGGCUGUCCGCCGGCUCUCCUGGGAAAAGAUGUGCCUCCCUUGUCCAGUUUCCCCAAGCCCAAGCCCAAGCCCAAGCCCGCCUUCCCGGCCCAAUCCAAGACCCUGCCGUCGGAGAAGGGGAAGCCGGGCCCUCCAGGGCCAGGCAAAGCUCCUCUGACCUCAGGGACUGACUCUAGCACUUUAGCCCCCAAUAACCUGAAGUCGCACAGGCCUCAGCCCAGCGUCGGGGCGCAGGGAGCUCCUGCCGCCAGGCAGCAGCCCUCAGAGAUGUUUUCUAAAAGCGGAGUUUCUCCUGCCCCAGAGAAAACGAAGAGGCCAGAGACGAAGUUCAAAGCCCCGGGGGUCUCGGUGUCCCAGCCCGCGCUGGGCAACAGCACCGUCAACGGCUCAGCCGACUUCCCGACCAAGCACGACAGCCUGUGGGUGCCCCCGGGACUAGACUACUUCUGUGGCCGGAGCACGGGUGGCGCUGGUCCGGAGCUUGGAGAGCCGCUUCCCAAACGGCUGAAAGCCGGGCCGGCGACUCAGGAUGCAGAGCAGCCCGGGCCCCACUACAGAAGGGGCCUCGACCUGCCCAAGUACCCCUUGGUCCGCGGAAUCACGUCGCUGCUCCCCCAGGAAUACGUGUGCUCGCCACCAGUGGUGCUGCCCCCCAAGCCACGGUUCCUGGCUUCGGGUGAGAUCGACUCUGCCAACGUGCUGACGGUGCAUAAACCCUACAGCGGGCCUGGGCCGCUCUAUACGUGCACCCCCGGAGGCCCGGCAGCCGGCGCGGGGCUGGAAGGAAAAAGGCCUGUGUCGUAUCAACACCUAUCCAACAGCAUGCUACAAAAGAGAAACUAUGAGAAUUUUAUUGGGAAUGCACAUUAUCGGCCAAAUGACAAAAAAACUUGAUUUCCUAUUUUGGGGAAGGAAGGUCUUGAUGGAUGUGUGUGCUCCCCGUGAAGUUGUUAGUUCAUCCUUAGAGAAAGCGAGCAGUGAAAGCUACUGAAAUAAGCUGUGAUUGUACUGUACAUACGACGCAAGGAACACUACGUGCCGCAGAGUGGUUCUGUUAACUUUUGUACCAAAUAGCAAUAAAAACUGUAGUUGGAACAGUUGGGUUGUAUACAAAUGGAGAAUGGAAAUCUCUAUUUUGUUCCUGAAUAAUAUUUUUUUUUUUUAGAGUUGACCAAAUAAGGGGUUUUUGCAUACUUGAGCGCUGCUGAAAAGAAUCAUUUGGGGUGGGGUGGGGAGAAAGUAUAUAAUGCUUGCACCUCAGGUAAAAUCUGUAUAUACAUAAGUUGUACUUGCUUGUUUCAAUACCCUGUGUAUUUUUCUCAUGUAGCUCAUCACUUUUGAGCAGUUUCUGCUAUUUCAUUUAAAAUGUACGUUUUUAAAAAAUGUUCUUGAUGAUUUGUAUUAUGUUAAAUUGUCUACAGUCUGUUGUCUUAAAAUUGUUAAUGGAAGUAUUGACCCUCUGUGAAUGUGUGCCGCGUAUAUCUAGCUCAGCUACUCGGAUUUGGUACCCUUUUAUCACAAAUAUUACUGUCAGCCGAGGAAGAGCCGCUCCACGGUCCUUUUUGGGGAUCAGGUGUUUGUGGGACGGUUAAGUGUCUGCAGAGCAGCAUUUCCUCUGUGGAGCAGCCAGCUGUCCAGCAAACACACCAAAGUGUAUGUGGAGCUACUGAAAUUAGUCUCAAAUGAAUCAUUUUUGUUGGAAAAUUCAGUUUUUUAGGCAUUUGCCUAAAUUAGUAGGUAAAAAGUAUAAAUUAUACAUGGGAUAUACAGAUAUUAGAAGCAGUUUUCAAGGACAUGAGUGUUUUGGGGUAAAUGUUAGGUUUGUAUUUGGAAGUCUUGGUGCAGCUGCAUUGGAGUCAACAGUGAGCACAUUCAGACACGUUGGUUCUGAAUCCAAAGUGCCAGCCGAGCCUCCUGCUAACGGGGAGGAAAUGGCCUGUUUCUGUACCUCCUCUGUCUUCCCAUUUUUGGUUUUAAAGCAGCAUUUUCUCAGUACGCAUCAGUUUGCGUUUUAGAGGAUAGCCACCAGUUGGCUUGCUGGGUGUUUUAAAAUUCCGGCCCCUUGAUGGGCAGUCCGUAGCUGAGCUUCAGCAGUUCCUGGGUUUAACAACCACAAAACAUUUUACUAAGAAAACUAUUUGAAAAAUAAUUUUGCACUGUUAAUGUUUCUUGUCUUGAGGGUAAAGUCCUAACCGCAUCCUGAUUUUUUUGUUGUUUUCAUUAUGCAACAUGAAGCGUAAUUGAUCGUGAAGCCAACUCCCGUGUGACAGGGAGACUGACUGGCGAUCAGCCUGCUGGCCUUGCCGCAACGUGCUUCGUAUCAGGAAAGUGUACACUAUUAACCCCUUUUCCUGUUCACAAGCUGAGCCAUAUGUACAGAAUCUAGGUUUUUGGUUCCAUAGUUUUGCACUUUUAUAGCCUAUUUUUGAAGAUUUAACACACGUGCGAAGAUGAUUGACUUGAUCGUUGCUAAUCCAAUGAUUGUUACAGAAAGCUUGCUGUGACUAUAAGUGUAAAUCUUAAAAGGGGAUAUAUCAGAGUAGAGGGCUGAAACUUAAACCUGUAUUUAAAAACAAAUCACCAAAUCUAUGGGAAAACAAGUCAGUUCGUGUUAUGCUGAAAUUAUGGGGGUUUUCAUAUUCUCCUUUCUAACCACAUUUCUAAAAGCAUAAAAAUACCAGUUUUUUUCUUUUCUUACAGCCCUGUAUUCCAAAAUAUGUUGUUGUUAUUUUUUGUCCAUCAGUAUUAACUAUUGGGAUACUACUGGUUUUGUAUGUUUUUUUUUCUUUCAGACAACAGUGCAUAUAAUAGAGGUACAAUCUGUUGGAUUUUGUUUAUGUAUUUAUUUCAUUCCAGUUUGAUUUAUUUUAAUUGUUGAUAAGUUGUUAAACAGUAGACAUUACUUGUUUUAUUUAUGAUAUAUUUCAGCUUAAAGUUAUGUUAUUAUAUGUGGAUGUAAAUAUAGAUUUGGUGUUUUGCA
Messenger RNA from Miniopterus natalensis, 5377 nucleotides. The record is from RefSeq and is a predicted model, not a curated record. Lineage: Eukaryota; Metazoa; Chordata; Mammalia; Chiroptera; Miniopteridae.